Molecule: messenger RNA, 1327 nt
Organism: Solanum lycopersicum (tomato)
Lineage: Eukaryota; Viridiplantae; Streptophyta; Magnoliopsida; Solanales; Solanaceae
Product: telomere repeat-binding factor 1
Biological process (GO): nucleosome assembly
Cellular component (GO): nucleosome
Molecular function (GO): double-stranded telomeric DNA binding
Source: RefSeq, a predicted model, not a curated record
CCGUAUUAAGAAAUAUUGUGGUAAGGUAUACUAAUCUCUACCUUUCGUAUACGUAUGUGUCAAAGAAGUUGAGAAAAAUUGUAGAUGAGGGAUACCCAUAAAAAAUAAAGGUUGUUCUGAAGUUUCCUCCCUCAGUUUUUGAUGGGUGCACCUAAGCAAAAGUGGACUUCAGAAGAAGAAGCUGCCCUUAAAGCUGGGAUACUUAAGCAUGGACCAGGUAAAUGGCGAACGAUUCUCAAGGAUCCAGAAUUUAGUGGAGUAUUGUGUUUGCGUUCAAAUGUAGAUCUCAAGGACAAGUGGAGGAACAUGACUGUAAUGGCAAAUGGCUGGGGUUCUCGAGAGCAAGCAAGAUUGGCUGUCAAAAAGAUGAGACAGGCCCCUAAGCAGGAUGGGAGUCCUUUGACUGAUACUACUGCUGCUGAUAGUGAUGAGGAAGCAGCUGAAACAAGGACUGUCACAACUUCUAGUGGUUCUCCUCAGACACAUGGUUCAAAACGAUCUAUGAUAAGGUUGGAUAAUCUUAUAAUGGAGGCUAUAAACACCUUGAAGGAGCCAGGUGGUUCCAACAAGAUCACAAUAGCUGAAUACAUAGAGGACCAGUACUGGGCACCUCCAAAUUUUAAAAGGCUACUGUCCGGGAAACUGAAGUAUUUAACUGCAACAGGGAAACUUAUCAAGAUGAAGCGUAGGUAUAGAAUAGUACCUAUGUCAACACCAUCUGACAGUAGAAGAAACCUGUCCCUUCCACUUUUGGACAGCAGGCAGAGGAUCUUCCCCAAGAUUGAUCGGGAUGAUAUGACCAUGCUUAGUACAUCUCAGAUAGAUUUAGAGCUAGCUAGAAUGAGGAACAUGACACCUCAAGAGGCUGCAGCUGCUGCUGCACAAGCGGUUGCUGAAGCAGAAGAAGCCAUAGCUGAAGCUGAGGAGGCUGGUAGGGAGGCUGAGGCUGCUGAAGCUGAUGCUGAAGCUGCACAAGCCUUUUCAGUAGCUGCUAAGAAGACACUACAUGGGAGAAGCACCCCAAGGAUGAUGAUACAUGCUUGAUCGUUCCUUUGGAGGUGACGUGGAUGUGCGAGUUAGAGAAUUGCUAGAUACCAUUCCAGUUUGAUGUUGUAUCUUCAGCUUGUACAUAUGGCUACAAGUUUCAUGCUAAGUGUAAUCUACUGGGUUGUUAGUAGUAAAAGUGUUUCUGAUUGUGUCAGUGUGUUUCCUGUUCACACCAAAUCAGAUGUCUCCUUUUUAACCGUAACUGUUUCUUCUAGCUGAGGAACAGGACUUAACCAAAUCAGAUGCUCUACUGUUAGUGUACACGACGAUUUAUUAUUUA